CGCAUUUUGGGGAGGGCGCCUCCCCCGAUCCAUGCUUGCGCGCCCCCGAGUUCUUACGACAGCCAAGAGUCACACUAAGAAAAACGUGUCUCCAUCUCAGCACGGCGAGGGGGGGCAGGAGGUCGUCCACCCCCAGCCUGUUGCCCCACCCCCGUGCAGCGGCGCUGCCACUGCCCGGGGCGGGGCGGCGCCUCCCGGGGGCGAGGUGCCGGAGGCGGAGCUGCUCCCGCGGCUGGCCGCCCGGCGGGCGGUCGUCGACGCGGACGGCACGGUCUACGAGGGUGGAUCGCCGCCGCCGCCGCCCGCGGCGGCGCCCUAGGCCUUCCGCGGCUAAGGGCCCCACUGGGCACCCCGCGGGGGCGCGCCUGGGGCAGCGCCGCCGCGGCGGCCCGCGAGCAAAAGGUGGG
Molecule: messenger RNA, 407 nt
Organism: Prorocentrum cordatum
Lineage: Eukaryota; Dinophyceae; Prorocentrales; Prorocentraceae
Source: the annotation of a GenBank genome assembly